UUUAGCGGCGCAUCAAAAAGACCCUUCCGGGGAUGAAGUGGGUUUGUCGACGUCGCUUGUACCUUCAUCUCGCCCGCCUUGCUGACACCCUACACGAAUCCUAGCUGGCCCGAGCAGUCAGUAAUAGUGGGCCAUGCACGAAAAAAGAAUCCACCGCCUGUCAUCUCCAUGUCCUCGUGCCACUGGGGGAGAAAUACUCUCCCCCCGGCUACCAGUCCCGCGAGAUGCGGGUGGUCUCUUUCUUGGUCAUCUUCCAUGGCGACAGAGGCCUUCAGCCAGUCGAGAAGCCGUGAAUCAUUUAUUCUACGACGCAUGACUGGUUGAAGAUCAACCUCCGGACGCAGUUAGGGUUUGGCCGGACCCAUCGCAUUGUCACUCAGGCUCCGCUUAGCGAUAUAUCCCCUUGCCAAGGGUCGCCUGGACCUCUCAUCCCCAAUCAAUUGAUAGGGAUUUCGUGGGCCAGCCUCUUAUCUCCAGACCCGUCUGGGGUGCAUGGCUUGGUUAUACCUACACCCUCAGUCAGAUAAGGCGAGGCCGGGCGAUGCUAGCAUAUUGAAUCUCGCUCUGGGGAUCGGGACGAGACGAGAGAGAAAAAACACAUAAAUGCCAGGGCAACGACACCAAGGGACCGCCUUCGCUCAACCCCUAUCCAGCUUCCAGUUCGUCUUGAAGUCCUUUGUCCUUUUUGCUGGCCUCUCCCAGUCUAUCACACCUUCUACGAACGACAGUGCUACCGCCCUUGUCUUCACAGCCCACCAUGUCGGAGAAGGUGGACACCGUCACGACCAAGGCUGAGCCUACAGCGCCCUCCAAGCCCUCAUCGAAACAGGAGAGCAUCCAAGAGGCCGAGGAGACGGUCAUCCCGGAAGGCGUCGACAUUGCCCUGGGAUGGUUCGAAGAGAUGAGAACCAUCCCUCGGGAAGAACUCGAGGCUGAAAGCGCCGCGGUCCGGCGCAGGUGUGACAUGAUUCUCAUGCCUGUCAUCUGUAUGACCUAUGCUCUGCAGUUCUUGGACAAUUCCGUGCUUGGAUACGCCUACGCCUAUCAGUUGUUGCCUGAUACCCAUAUGACUCCUGGAGACUACAACUGGCUGGCCAGUAUCUACUACUUUGGGUAUCUAUUCUGGGCCUAUCCAUCUACAUUGCUCCUUCAGAAACUGCCGGUUGCAACCUAUACCACGAUUUUGAUCUUCACCUGGGGCGUCUUGACCUUCAUGUGCUGUGUGGCCAACUCGUUCGCCGGGUUUGCCGUUCUGCGGUUCUUGUUGGGCUGCCUUGAAGUCGGCAUCACCCCCACCAUGAUGAUCAUCACAUCUUCCUUCUACAAGCGAGAGGAAACUCCGGUUCGAAACAGUUUCUGGCAGUCCUCCUUUGGGAGUGGCGUCGUGCUUCUCUCCAUCGCCUCCUACGGCCUCGGCAACAGCCACAGCUCCAUUGCCAAUUGGAAACUGGUCUUCCUGUUUGUCGGCGCUCUCACCACCGCCUGGGCGGCUGUUUUCUGGUUCCUCGUCCCCAACACGCCGACCGAGUGUCGCUGGCUCACGCGGCGUCAAAAGCUAGUCGUCAUCCACCGGAUCUCGACCAACAAGAUCGGCAUCCAAGACAAGAAACUCAAGCCGUACCAGAUCAAGGAGGCAUUGACCGACCCAAAACUCUGGCUUCUGACUGCUUUCCAGAUCACCAAUGGCAUUUGCAACUCCAGCGUUUCGGCCUUUGCAUCACCUCUGAUUGAAGGAUUCGGAUUCGACGACCUCCACACCGUCCUGCUGCAAAUGCCAACGGGGGCAUUUGUUGCCGUCAUCGAACCGCUGCUCGGAUACUUGGCCACCAAGAUCCCAAACACCAUCAUCUGGAUCUCGAUCGCCGCCAACAUUCCUAAUGUCGCGGGUCUGUUUGGAAUCCGGUUCAUCGACCGCACCCCGGGCAACAAAUGGUCGCUCCUAGGAUGUACAUGGCUGCAAUUCAUCUUUGGAGUCACCAACCUGUUCAGCUGGACGUUGACCGCGUCCAAUUUCGCCGGACAUACCAAGCGUUCCUUUGUCAAUGCCGUCAUCUUUGCCGCCUUUGGCGUCGGAAACUUGAUCGGUCCACACAUCUUCUUCCCCAAGGAGGCUCCUAUCUACGAGUCGGCUAUCACGGGGUUGCUGGUCUGUUUUGGUUUGAGCAUCUCAUUCAACCUCGUCUUGCGGUUCUACAUGUCCAGAGAGAACAAGAAACGUGAUGCCGCUUUGGCUCGUGGAGAAAUCCAAGAGGUUGAUGGCGAGUUGGAAGGGUUUCAUGACAAGACGGAUCGUGAGAACCCGGCUUUCCGGUAUGUUUUGUAGGGCCUUCAAAGGGACAGAGAAACAGAUAGGAACGGGUUGCUGGUGCUGGAUGAUACUACAGUAACUUCAAUGUUGGUUUUCGUCACGACAGGGCGAGUGGGAUAUUUUUUCUCUAAGGGCGGCUCGCUCAAAGCACACGAGGUCGAGGGGCUGAGUGCAGCUUCCGUGAUUUGCAAAGAAAGUUCCAUGUAGCAGGAGCGCAAAUCCAUGAUGAGAUUGAAAUCGGAAGCUUGGUCUUUUUACCCGAUCAAACGAGCCAAGUUCAACUUGAAGUUUGCAUUGCACUGCAAUUGCACUACACUGCACGGUGAGCUGUGCUCGUUUCCUGCCCCGGGUAGAUUUGGCACAUAGUUGCCCUCGGCAUCUGGGACGCUUGAUUGAAGUCAUCAUCAUCUCCCGGGUGCAUAUGGAACUGUGUCGGCAAGGGGCCAGGGCGUCACCACUCACUCGCGUGGACCUGCACUGCAUCAACGUGUAUCUAUCUCGACCGUUGGAGAGGAGCGGUCCGGGCGUCCGGCAGGUACAGUAGUCGUAAUCUUGUGAUAUGAUAACACUGUCCUUCAAGCCUGAGGCUGGAAUCAAAAAUGC
Molecule: messenger RNA, 2911 nt
Organism: Exophiala dermatitidis NIH/UT8656
Lineage: Eukaryota; Fungi; Ascomycota; Eurotiomycetes; Chaetothyriales; Herpotrichiellaceae
Product: MFS transporter, ACS family, allantoate permease
Exons: 7
Coding region: 758-2323 (521 amino acids)
Biological process (GO): transmembrane transport
Cellular component (GO): membrane
Molecular function (GO): transmembrane transporter activity
Source: RefSeq, a predicted model, not a curated record